AUGAGCUGCAACGGGUGCCGCGUGCUGCGCAAGGGGUGCAGCGACGCCUGCGUGCUGCGGCCCAGCAUCGAGUGGAUCGACGGCGCCCAGCCGCAGGCCAACGCCACCGUCUUCGUCGCCAAGUUCUUCGGCCGCGCCGGCCUCGUCGCCUCCCUCGCCGCCGUCCCGCUCCACCACCGCCCAGCCUUGUUCCGGUCGCUUCUGUACGAGGCGUGUGGGCGGACGAUCAACCCGGUGAGCGGCGCCAUCGGGCUCAUGUGGACCAGCAACUGGGACCUCUGCCAGGCCGCCGCCGAGGCCGUGCUGCGCGGCGACUCCCUGCGCUCGCUCUCCGCCGUGCCCGCCGCCUUCACGGAGCGCGACAUGGCCGGCCUCUACGGCAACGUCGGCACCAACACCGGCAGCUCCUCCUCCCUCCACUCCUCGCCGGAGAACUCCACGUCCGCGCCCGCCAGGAAGCGGAGCAAGAACAGCCCCGGCUGCGGCGCCGUAGGAGGGCAGCAGCAGGUGAAGCUGCCGGGGCCGGGGCCGGUGCUGCAGUCGUGCGAGCUGGACCUCUGCCUGACGCCCUUGUCGUCGCCGCUGGCCGGCGGGAGGCGAGGCGGCGCGUCGGACGAGUACUCCACCACGACGUGCUGCGAGGAAGCCAGCGGCGACGCGGCGGAGGCCGGGGCGCCCCCGCUGCUGAACCUCUUCAACUGA
Messenger RNA from Triticum turgidum subsp. durum (durum wheat), 702 nucleotides. NCBI's taxonomy places the organism in Eukaryota, Viridiplantae, Streptophyta, Magnoliopsida, Poales, Poaceae. The record is from the annotation of a GenBank genome assembly.